Molecule: messenger RNA, 2514 nt
Organism: Antechinus flavipes (yellow-footed antechinus)
Lineage: Eukaryota; Metazoa; Chordata; Mammalia; Dasyuromorphia; Dasyuridae
Gene: CDSN
Product: corneodesmosin
Exons: 2
Coding region: 25-1812 (595 amino acids)
Biological process (GO): cell-cell adhesion; skin morphogenesis
Molecular function (GO): protein homodimerization activity
Source: RefSeq, a predicted model, not a curated record
AGCUAACAUCAGUCAGAAAGCAAGAUGGGCAUGACUUGGGCAGCCCAGAUGGGGCAAGGGAAGGGUUGCCCACUCACGCUGAUGGUGUUCUUGAUGGUUGCCCUCCUCCUGCCAGGAACCCUGGCUAAGAGCAUCCGGGCCUUCUCUGAUCCCUGUAAGGACCCUACCAGAAUCAUCUCUCCUAAUGACCCCUGUAUCACAGGGAGUAGGGGCUUCAGUGGCUUUGGUGGUUCCAGUGGCUCCAGUGGCUCCAGCACUUCCAGUGGUUCCAGCAGUUUUGGUGGUUCCAGUGGUUCCAGUGGGAGUUCCAGUGGCUCCAGUGGCUUUGGUGGUUCUAGUGGUUCCAGUGGAAGUUCCAGUGGCUUUGGUGGUUCUAGUGGUUCCAGUGGAAGUUCCAGUGGCUCCAGUGGCUUUGGUGGUUCUAGUGGGUCCAGUGGGAGUUCCAGUGGCUUCAGUACUUUCCACGGUUCCAGCAGUGGUUCAAACAGUGCCAGUGUUGGUUCCAGCAGCCCCAGUGGUUCCAGUGGGAGUUACAGUGGCUCCAGUGGUUCUAGCGGUUCCAGUGGGAGUUCCAGUGGCUUCAGUACUUUCCACAGUUCCAGCAGUGGUUCUAACAGUGGCAGUGUUAGUUCCAGUGGCCCCAGUGGUUCCAUGGGAUCAGGGUCCUUGCAGUAUAGUUCCUUUCAGUCUGGUUCUAACCCUAUCGUAUCAUCUAGCUGGUCAUCCCAGUCUGGAUCUGGCUCCUCUAAAUCGGGCUCUGUCAUUUCUCAGGCUUCUUGGAUAUCCUCUAGCGGCACUGGUGGCAGCCCUGUUUCUGUCUCUGGUCUGGCACCCUGUGGUCCAGACAAUCCUUAUUCACACUGUAGUGGAGGACCUCCUCCAGUCUCCAGUUCCCAGUCUAUAUCAGGGGGCCAUAAGCCUGUAGUAGUGGUGGUGGAACAGCAUGGUUCUGGGGGCAACCGGAUAGUAGGGGGAUCUCUGUGCAGCAAUGGAGGGCCUCCUGGCAAACCUUGUCCCCCCAUCACCUCAUCCAAUUCCUAUGGUAGCUAUGAAGUGGUAGGUGGGUCCUCUAACAAUUAUUUGAUCCCAGGUAUGACCUAUAAUAAGGGUAAAAUUUACCCUGUUGGCUACUUUUCCAAGGAGAACCCCCCCAAGGGUUCUGUAGGUGUCCCCAACUUUGCUGCUGGGCCCCCCAUCUCUGAGGGGAAAUACUUCUCCAACAACCCCUUUAUUUCCAGCCAUAAUUCUUACCAGUCAGGAAACGCUUCUCCGCUAAUUAUUUACCGGCCUGUGGGUACUGGUGGUGUCCAGACUGGGAGCUCUGGUAACUCUGUGCUUCAGCCUUGUGGGUCUGGUUCCCAAAUUUCCGUAGGGCCCUGUUCUUCCUCUUCCUCUUCCUCUUCCUCAAGCUCUGUGGUUCACAGUGGGUCUAGCAUGUCCAGCAGUUCCAUUUCUUCCCAUCCUUGUGGAAGUGGUUACCAAAGCUCCAAAGGACCUUGUUCCUCUUCUAGCUCCGGCUCCCUUAGUAGCUCCAAUGUGAUUUUCCAGCCUUGUGGGAGUGAUUCUACCUCUUCUGGCAAAUCUUGUGGGUCUCUGCUCUCUUCUUCCCUUGGAUCCAAAGGGAGUCAGAGUUUUGAGGGCUCCCCUCAAGUAGAUCCUUCAGCAGGGGCCAAGCCCUGUGGUUCUAGCAACUCUGGCAGCAUCCCCUGCCGUUCCAUUCGUGACCUCCUGGCCCAAGUGAAGCCAUUGGGGCCACAGUUGGCUGACCCUGAGGUUUUCUUGCCCCAAGGAGGGCCCCUUGAGAGUUCCUGAGUGCAUAUACAAGCACACACAUACUCUUCCAUCACCUUGGCAGUAUAAAGAUCUCAACAUGAUACUGGCUCUACUUUCUAUCCAAAAUUCAAGAGAUAUCCCAAUAUGGAAAAAGUUUCUGUAUCACCUUGGUCCCCCCAACCCCACUCCCUUCAUUUGUCAUAGUCAAUGAAUUUCACCCUUUGAUAUUCUUCCAACCAAAAGGAUCUGUUAGAAAAGUAAUUAAGCUUCUAUUUAGACAAUUAUUCAUCUAUUCCCUCCCUCCUGUCAAAGAUACAGUUUAUUCCUCCAAAGUGGUGGCAUCUAUGAUCUUGGCUAUAAGUCAAGCAUCCCUUCUAUCAAUCUCUCUUACAGCUCCCACUUCCCAACUUCUUUUCAAGUCCAUUUGGGUCAAGCUUAAUUUGUUACUUGUAUAUCUCAUUCUACUGCUUUGGAUCUUAAAGUAGUAGAGUUAUUUUAUCACCUUGACAGUGAACUAAAUAGUCCUUCAUGUACCUGGGAUAGAUGUUGGAGACCAAAUGCAUCAACUAUAUCCAUUCCUACCCCUUGUUUCCCAGCCAACUCACUACCUAACUACUCUUUCCUCAGACUUCAGAACUGUUCUGGAGAGGAGCGAGUAUUCUUAGAGAAUGGAGACAGUUCCCCACUGUCUCUGGAGCCUGGAACUGAUGAUAGAUCAAUAAAACAUAUACCAAAUUCCUA